This is a messenger RNA of Synchiropus splendidus (mandarinfish), 7503 nucleotides long. It is a transcript of the gene cacna2d2a, whose product is annotated as calcium channel, voltage-dependent, alpha 2/delta subunit 2a. Gene Ontology annotation, molecular function: voltage-gated calcium channel activity. Lineage: Eukaryota; Metazoa; Chordata; Actinopteri; Syngnathiformes; Callionymidae. The coding region runs from base 323 to 3733 and encodes 1136 amino acids. The record is from RefSeq and is a predicted model, not a curated record. Gene Ontology annotation, cellular component: voltage-gated calcium channel complex. The transcript is spliced from 38 exons.
GCGAGUGGAGAAAAGGAGGAAAUGUGGUGGCGGAGAGGGAGGGAGGACAGCGAGUGCGCAAAUAGGCGGACAGUCUCAUCAUCAUCAUCUUCAUCAUCAUCAGCAGCAGCGGCGGCGGCGGCACAGCAUCUUCCUGCUCUUCACCUCCACGGGCUCCAUCAGCAGCCUUUCCUCGCUGUGUGAUUGAGCUUUCACUCAAGUGUCCUCGGCGACCGUCAGCCUCCCACCGCACACUUUCUCCGGGAGCUGCGUUUAUUCUUAGCUCCGCUCUCCUUCCGGCCCGUCUCUUAUUUAUCCCAGUUUCUUGAAUAUUUCAUGGAAAAUGGCGAACUGCGCUCACUCGUGCGGUCUUCUGUGCCUCUUGUCGCUCACCACUGUACUUGUUAUUGGCGUGUCCACGCCGGCAGCUGGGACCCACCACUUCCCGCAGCAGUACACAAUGAUUCACUGGGCUGGACGCAUUGAGAAGGAGCUGGAAAAGGUUCUGCAGCACGUCACUGGGACUCAGCAAAUGAGAUUGAUCUACAGUGAGAAAAAGAGCCAGUUUGAGAUCAAGAGGAACAAUCCCAGAGACCUGGUGGAGAGGGUCGCCCGCGACAUCUCCAAGCUGCUCAACAGUAAGAGAAAAGCCCUGGAGAAACUGGCCAAAGAAGCAGAGCAGCUUCAGCGCGAGCACGUGUGGCAAGAUGGUGUGACGGAGAAUGCCAUUUCAUACUACGAUUCCAAAGCGGAUUCAGACUAUGCGGAGGAUGGCGAGGAAGAGAACCCCCUGGAGAGUUCAUCCUCUUUGGAACUGGAGUUUGUGGAUGAUCCCAAUUUUAAAAACAAGGUCAACUACUCUUCCAGCGCAGUGCAGAUUCCCACAGACAUUUACAAAGGCUCUCCAGUCAUCCUAAAUGAGCUCAACUGGACUCAGGCGUUGGAGAGGGUUUUCAUCGCGAAUCGGCUGGAGGACAGCUCGCUCCGCUGGCAGGUGUUUGGCAGUGCCACGGGAGUGACUCGCUACUACCCAGCUACUCCAUGGAGAGCUCCCAAUAAGAUUGACCUGUAUGACGUCCGUCGGCGACCAUGGUAUAUCCAGGGCGCAUCGUCUCCUAAGGACAUGGUCAUCAUCGUGGAUGUGAGUGGGAGCGUCAGUGGACUCACGCUGAAGCUGAUGAAGACAUCGGUGGUGGAGAUGUUGGACACGCUCUCAGAUGACGACUAUGUGAAUGUGGCCAGAUUCAACGAGAAGGCAGACGCCGUCGUCCCUUGCUUCAGGACGUUGGUGCAAGCCAAUGUCCGGAACAAGAAGAUUUUCAAGGAGGCUGUCAUGCACAUGCAGGCGAAAGGAACCACGGAUUACAAGUCUGGCUUCACGUUCGCCUUCGAGCAGCUUCUGAAUGAGACCAGCGCCCCGAGGGCCAACUGCAACAAAAUGAUAAUGAUGUUUACAGAUGGCGGGGAGGAUCGUGCACAGGAAAUCUUUGAGAGGUACAACUGGCCCAACAAAACGGUCCGUGUGUUCACCUUCUCCGUUGGACAGCAUAAUUAUGAUGUCACUCCUCUGCAGUGGAUCGCAUGUGCUAACAAAGGUUACUACUUUGAAAUUCCGUCGAUUGGAGCCAUCCGCAUCAACACCCAGGAGUACCUGGACGUUCUGGGCCGACCCAUGGUGCUGGCUGGUCCCAAAGCCAAACAGGUCCAGUGGACCAAUGUUUACCAGGAUGCUCUGGGCUUGGGUCUUGUCAUCACUGGUACGAUGCCGGUUUUCAAUUUAACUGCCGACUCCACAAGCUCUCAGAACCAGCUGAUUUUGGGAGUGAUGGGGGUCGACAUUGCGAUCAACGAGAUUAAAAAGAAGACACCAACAUAUAGACUCGGAGCCAAUGGCUACACCUUUGCUACCGACCCAAAUGGUUACGUGCUGCUGCAUCCUAACCUGCGACCAAAGGUGUGUAUGGAGGAAAGGUCUGCGCAGAUGAUGUGGAUAACAGCCCCCCCUUUCUCCCCCCCGUCUGACCAGAUCAUUAACUUCCGGGAGCCGGUAACACUGGACUUCCUGGACGCGGAGCUGGAGGACAACAACAAGGAAGAGAUCCGUCGGCAGAUGAUUGAUGGCAUUCCUGGGCAGAGGAAAAUCAAGACGCUCAUUAAGUCGGUCGAUGAGAGGUACAUCGACGAGGCUCUCCGGACGUACACAUGGACCACGGUGGAGGGCACCGACUACAGUCUAGGGCUGGUUCUGCCCACAUAUAGCGAGAACCACCUCAAAGCCAACUUGAGUGACCAGAUCCUUCAGGUGCAGUUGCUAUACAACAAGGAUUUUGAAUCACUGCUGCCAAACAGUUUUGAGUCAGAAGGACAUGUCUUCAUUGCUCCCAGAGAAUACUGCAAUGACCUGGAACUGUCCAACAACAACACAGAGUUUCUGCUGAACUUUAUUGCACUGAUGGAGAAAGUGACGCCAGACUCCAAACAAUGUGACAAUUUGCUGCUCCAUAACCUGAUCCUGGACACUGGAAUCAUCCGACAGCUGGUGGACAAAGUAUGGAAAAAUAAGGAUUUGCACACAUAUGGAUUCCUGGCUGUGUUUGCUGCCACAGACGGAGGAAUAACACGAGUGUUUCCAAACAAGGCUGCAGAGACUUGGGAGGAAGACCCCGAGCCGUUUAAUGCCAGCUAUUACCGGCGCAGUCUCGACAACAAAGGCUACAUCUUCCGAGCACCUUAUCGCACAGCCAAGGACGAACUGCUGAACCCGGACAACGACACCAUCGGGAUCCUGGUCAGCACGGCGGUGGAGAUGACUAUCGGAGGGAAGACCAUCAAACCUGCUGUUGUUGGAGUGAAGCUGGACCUGGAGGCCUGGGUGGACAAGUUCAAGAUCCUGGCCAGUAACCACACAGACAACCGGCAGGGCUCCAACACGUGUGGCCAGAACCGCAUCUGUGAAAUGGACUGUGAAGCCAACAGCGACGAUCUGGUCUGCUACUUGAUAGACGAUGGAGGCUUUUUGAUCAUGUCCAACCAGAAGGACGACUGGAACAAGGUGGGCAUGUUCUUCAGCGAUGUGGAUCCUUACCUCAUGUACGCGCUCUACAACAACUCCUUCUACAACCGCAAGCAGUCGUUUGACUACCAGUCGGUGUGUGAGCGGCUGCCCAACAGUGAAGCCGGAGCGGCGCGCAGAGGAGUCUUUGUGCCCACCAUCGCAGACUUUGUUAACCUGGCGUGGUGGACGUCAGCCGCUGCCUGGUCAUUGUUUCAACAGUUUAUAUACGGACUUGCAUAUCACAGCUGGUUUGUCAGAGAUGAGGUGGAUGCCGAGGGAAUCGAUUCCAAAGAGCGCAGCUGUGUAAUGAUCCAGACUCAGUACUACUUCAGUAACCUCAGCAGCUCCUACAACCUGCUGCAAGACUGCGGCAACUGUUCCAGGCUGAUUCACGCCAAGAGGAUAAACAACACCAACUUGCUGUUUGUGGUGGCGGAGAAGAUGCUGUGCAACACCUGCGAGAUAGAGAACUUGUCUCAGGAGGAGGAGGAGUACAAAGAAGAUAAUCCCUGUGAAGAAGUCGCCGUGGCCCGGUAUCGGAAAGGACCGUCGAACUGCUUCGACAAGAACGUCGCGGAGAACACGUCGGAUUGUGGGCGGGGUCACUCCUUCCGCCCGUCCAUCUACACUUUACUGCCGAUCCAGCUCCUUCUGCUGUAUCCAGCCAUCAGUCCUCUUCUUCAGUCUAUACAGCAUUAAUUUGAUGCCGCCACACAGGCCCCUCCCCCUCAGCUGCUCUGCUGUGCCCCUGCCCUCUGUUCUGUUCUGAUAUAGUCAUAAAUAGUAAUGGGACUUCCCAUCGUGGCAAGUUGGAAGCCCGGAGCGCCGCGCUCCUCAGCUCGCUUCAGUUCAUGUCGCUAUGUGACAACUGCUGGAUAUUUGUGUCUUCAGCCAAGUUCAUCAGCGGAAGGAAGGUGGCGCCGGAGCGCCUGCAUCAUCAGACAGCAGCAAACGCCCGCCUUCAGUCUGGAGACCUUACAGGACACAGACCCGCCAAACACACGGCGGAUGGAUUGAACCGUCUGACCAGAGGUGGGACUUCUAGCUUCUCAGCGCGUCGCGUCGCUGGAACAUCCAAGUCAGCUAGCGCCACCAGUCACGGGGGGGAAAAAAAAAAAAAGCACAUAAGAAUUACCCAGUGUCCAGACGUGUCAUGUGAAAACUGCUGAUGUGAUGAGUAUUCCCAACUUAGGUUUUAAUUUUCAAAAAAUGAAAGUCGUUUGACGUUUAAAAAAAAUUAGUUGAUGCACUAUAUCUACUUGCCAAAAUGAGAUAGACUUUCAUGUGGUCUUCUUUUCUAGCCGGUACAAAGAGAGCAGAGACAGAGAGGAACUCAGGCUUCCACAGAUCGGACAAGGUUCCAGUUGAAGGGGGGUUUUGGAGGCCUGCGCUCUCUGGCUCACACACUAGUGACAGCUGUAAUAUUGUAACCCGUGUUCAGUUACGGCCCAUUUGGAAGCAUUGUCGAUGUCAUGUAGUAUUUCCGAUCAACUGACCAUGCUGACCUCCGGCUCGGAACAAAACAUUCUCGUGCUCUCUGAUGUGAAAGCUCUCCUCACCUCAAAUCUCACGCUCUCUACGUGUCAUCGCAAACUUUUCCUUUCCUGUGUUUGUUACCGUCGACCGAUGCUGUUUAGAAACACUGGCUACUGGCCGACAGGAGGGGCUUAUCAGCAUCCAAGAGCGCAGAAGAAGAGGCCGCUAGCUACGGUGAUUCACACGCAGUGCUUGUAGAAGUGGGUUGCCAUUUGAUCAUUUAAAGUGUGAACAGUAACCUAGACUCCCGUGUUUAGGAGCUCUUCAUUAGUGCCUUGAUGCACUUUGUUUUGGAACACACUGGCUGCCGCAGGGAGAAGCAGCAUAGUUUAAAAAACAUAACCACAAUGGGGUCAAUCCAGUCUCAUUUUUCGUUUUCUUCUCUUUAGUUUCCUUGUCACGCGCACUUGCUGGACCUCCAUUCACAACAGCAAAUGAUGUCACCAAACAAGUCUUGGGGUAAACAUAUCCAGAAGCGAGCGUUUCCUAAAGUCCUCUGGCACGCUAUCAUCGCAAACAGCGCCCGACUCGUAAGCUAGUGCUGCGCUAAGCGUGCUAACAAUGCUAGCUAAGUGUAGCCUACGUCAAUGUGGCAUUCAGCUAGCAAGCAAAUUAGAACUUUUCAUUGUUUUGACAACAUCAAGUGUUGGUGGUGUUAGCUUAACAACAAGCAACAUAUUUAAAUAUUACUCUUUGUGAGCGCAACAUGAGGUUAGCUUGCAAACAAGCUCUCCAAAUCAUUUGACAGCAUAUGUAUAUGAAUUCAAGUGUUAAUGAAUGAAUAAGGGACAGGACUGCAGUGACUAAAAUGAGUAUUCAAUGAGUCCACUUGGUUAUUACUAUACUGCUUCUCACACCGCCGUACAGUACAUGGAGCUACAAUAUGCGUAAUAGUCGAUUGCUGGGCCGUAGAUCAUGUCGAGGGCCAGCUGACUUCUGUAGUUCUGCCUAAAUACCCUGUGUGCGUGUGUUUAAAAAAUCCUAAAAGGGAAUGUUUUCUUCAAGAAUAAGGGAUAACUGUGUGUGCAGAAAUAUGCUGUUCUGCUAACAAAAGAGCUGUUUGAGUUCAACCAAAAAGAAAAAAAAGGAUAAAUCUGCUUGCCCAUCAAAGCGAGCAGGUCUGUUUGCUCUGGAUCCGUCUGAAAGAAUGUGUCGUUCAUCAGUGUUAUUAUGUUUCCGAGACACCGCUUGGCUAUCGAAGCCUCUGAAAUGCCUUAGCGUUCCACUCCACGGAGCUCUGAUGUUUUCCCUCCCCUCACUUGCAUUCACACGCUGAAAGUGUUCAGUCGGUGCCGGCUUUGUUUCCGUCCGAGUGAGAGCGUGGAAGCGACGAGAGGCUUCGCUUCUCAGCCACCUCCGACCUUUGUGAAACACUGGCACUGUUUCCACCGCCGCUGCUCAGGUGGGAACCUUCACGCGACCUCAACUUCACACUGUACAGUUGUGAUGAAUUCUAACUCACAGACAGGCUGGCGCAGCAACCGAUGGAAAUGUGUAAAUUCACCUCCUUUUCUGGAGCCUUCCAAGUCUAGUUUUAAGGUCCUGGUUAGGCUUUGUGUCAUUCGUUCAGUCAACAGACAUUUGGGGAUCAAAAUGGAGACGCUAAAAAACACAGUUUUAUACACUCUAAAAUCGGUAACAAGAAAAAAAAAAUCAAGGGCUGAGAUGGACAUGACACACUGGAGUCUCUCCUCCAAUUUAACGUCUGAAUCUGUCCGAGCAGGGAACAAAAGACUGAGCCUCUUAUCUUCUCGCUGAAUAUCAGCCACCUCCCUCUCAAUUCUGGAACUUGUUUUUGAGCCCAUGGUGAUGUAGGAUCUGAUAAUAAAUGGGUGGAUACGUUAACGUCCUUUACUGUCUGCUGGUAGAGGCAAACAGUGCCCAUAUAAUAAGUCAAAUUCACAACUAACAUACUCUAAAGUGCCCCAAAACUACAUCACCAACAAAGCCUGACGAAAGGACGACGAGUGUUCAAGCUUUGCCUGAGAAUCGAUGUCGAAAAAAGGGAAUUUGGUGAAAGACAGGAGCUGAUGAAAGAAGAAAAGUGUCUCCUGUGUUGUGGAGGAAGAUUGUGCAUGUGUUUUGAAGCUAACACACGCUAAAGUUAGCCUUAUAAAGGAACUCUAGGGUCUGAUUUAAAUACUUUUUCCUGUCCAUUGUAAUCUACCGGCUCUAUCAUAAGUGAAUCGGAGGUUGAUCCCCUGUUGAAUCUUGGUUAAACGCAUGACACCUGGCCAACACUAUCGGCUGCCUGUGUCUCUCCAGGCCUGAUAGAAAACACAUAAAUAUGUAAAAGUGCACCAGGACGUGAUACACAAAGCAGCAAGCACACAAACAUGUGAUGACACUUAUUCAUGGCCAGAUGGGAGAGAUGUCCGGCACAAGGCAGACAGUAGCCAAGGUCGUGGUUUGGCGGGAUGUCAGGAAGUGUGACUUCACGGAGCAGCACGAGCCGCCAAACUGAAGGUCAUGGUGAGGUUGUGUGGUGACGUCCGUGCGUGCAUCCCGGAGGAAGAAGGCUCUUCCAAAGGGACGUGUCUUUUUAUGAUUUGAAAAAAUACUUUUGCCAAAAAAUAGGAGUUAAAAAAAAUAAAUGGAGCAGCUCGGGAUGAGAGGGCAGGGGGGGGGAGGCGUUUCAGGACCUGAUACAUAUUACAGGGUCCACUUGAAGCCCCCCUCCCCCACUCCGGGACCUGGCUGCAUCUGUGUCGGUGCGUCUCUGUGGGGAAGAGUGUAUGUGAUUCUGUAGUCUGUAGUCUGGUGCUCUGUGACCAUGUUUGACAAGUGUGUGAAAAAAAAAUAACAGCAACCUUUAGAGAAAACAAAACCGUAAACAUCAGUCCAAUUUUAAGUGAAGUUUAAAAGAUAUAUAUAAAUAUGAAUAUAUAUAGGAAUCCAGCACUGUUGAGGAGUUUCAGAUCUGAAAUGAAAAA